AUGGUGAAGAAGUUAUCUGAAGACGAAACUGUAAAGUUUGUCACUAUAUACAGAGAAAAUCCGUGUUUAUGGGAUGUAACAUCAAUUCAUUAUAAAAACAAAGCUAUGCGCCAAACUGCUUUGCAAAAUCUGUGCAUUGGUAUGGAAAUUGAAGGAUUCACACCGGAAGAUGUGAAAAACAAAAUAAAAAGCAUUCGUUCGACAUACUACCUUGAACUAGACAAGAUUAAGAAAUCAUCCACAUCUGGUGCUAGUGGCAAUGUUUACCAACCCAAAGUGAAAUGUCAGGCCAGGAAGCUUGUUGUUCACCUCCGAGACUAUUUUGAAAGAGAACAACAAAAUAAUGGAGCGUUGUUACCAUUGAAUCAAGUUGUUGACCGAGUAGCUGAAGCUCUUCAUAUUGGCCGCAAUACUGUUUCACGUAUAACACGUGAGAAAAUUGGCCAAGAUGGGAUGUCUGAAAAUAAAUUAUCGUCACCCAACAAAAAGCGGACUAAAGUGAAGCCAAUCACAGAUUUAGAUGAUUUUGCUAAGGCUGCUAUUAGAAAUCAUAUUUAUGGUUAUUAUAAAAGAAAGGAGCUACCCACAUUAUUCAAGCUUCUAAAAUCGUUUAAAGAAGCUGACUUGUUCAAAGGAGGUAUUACUUCGUUGCGGCAAGUUAUGAAAGAUAUUGGUUUCGUUUACAAAAAAGUUAACAAAAGGAAGAUUAUUAUGGAGAGGACUGACAUUGCCCUAGCAAGAUGUUCAUUCUUAAGAAAGGCCAAAAACAUAAGCGAUUGGAGCAAUGUUGUCUUUUUGGAUGAAACGUGGCUAAACGCCAACCAGACAGUGGGUAAAAGUUGGACCGACGAUACGGCACAAUCGUGUACCAAAGUGCCGGAGGGCAAAGGCGAACGCCUUAUUAUUUGUCACGCAGAGUAUCAUGAGGAGAUGAACUACGAAAAAUUUAAAGAUUGGUUCAUAGGUCUAUUAAAUAAUUUAAAAGAGCCUAUGACCAUAAUAAUGGACAACGCACCCUACCAUUCGGUACAAGUUAAUAAACCCCCAAACCAAUCCAACCGCAAAAGCGAGUUGGUAAAGUGGUUGAAUGAAAACGGAGUUACAGCAGAUAUAAAAAUGUUAAAAGCAGAGCUUAUUGCCUUAGUACGACGUCAUAAACCAUCAACUCCUACCUAUGCUCUGGACGAAAUGGCAAAAGAAAAAGGCCACCAGGUCCGUCGACUACCACCCUACCAUUGUCAGUAUAACGCUAUUGAGCUGAUUUGGGCCCAAAUAAAAGGUCACACCGCAAGAAAUAAUACAUCGCCGCCAUUUACGGCAAAUAAGAUGUUGGCCCUAUUACAAAACGCCAUCAACAAAGUUCAGCCUGUAGACUGGUCGAAGGUUGUGAAUAAAAUAAAAAGGGACAUUAUGUCUGAUUGGGAUCGUGACAUCCAUAUUGACAAUAUAAUGGACUCAUCGUUAAUAAUAUCCGUCACAGAUACAGAUGAUGAAUUUAGUGACAAUUCAGAUGUUCCUGGUUCUGAUAUGAGUUUAGACGAAUAA
Messenger RNA from Vanessa atalanta (red admiral), 1545 nucleotides. RefSeq lists its product as uncharacterized. The transcript has 3 exons. The coding region runs from base 1 to 1545 and encodes 514 amino acids. Gene Ontology annotation, molecular function: nucleic acid binding. The record is from RefSeq and is a predicted model, not a curated record. Lineage: Eukaryota; Metazoa; Arthropoda; Insecta; Lepidoptera; Nymphalidae.